Zootermopsis nevadensis is the source of this 2118-nucleotide messenger RNA. RefSeq names its product neuromedin-B receptor. NCBI's taxonomy places the organism in Eukaryota, Metazoa, Arthropoda, Insecta, Blattodea, Termopsidae. Gene Ontology annotation, molecular function: G protein-coupled receptor activity. Gene Ontology annotation, biological process: G protein-coupled receptor signaling pathway. The record is from RefSeq and is a predicted model, not a curated record. Gene Ontology annotation, cellular component: plasma membrane.
CUCUUCAAGGUGAGAAGAAGAGGUUUGGUGAAACGUGUCGUACAGAUGCGUCGUAGUAUAACGCGAAUGCUCACUGGCAGUGACGUGUGUGUCAAACAAACCUAAGAAUUUCAUGUACGGUGGCGUUGGACUUAAAAUUUCGUCUCCAAAUUUGAAAAUCUGUGAUAUUAUAAAUUGACGUGUUGUAAAUUGAACGAAUAUCAACAAGAAAAAUGGAGAUACAUCAGUCAUUGAGAUUAGAUCGAUGUGUUGAUAUGAAACAAAGGAUUGAAAAACAUUUCAUGCACUUAAAAUCUCACAAAAUACAGGUUAAAAUGGAUAGAGCAUGGAUAUAAUUUUCAGUGUCAGAAGUACAGAAAACAAAAGUCAUUAGAGUUGAUGUUUGAUGAUAAAAAGACUUUUCAGUGUAAAGAAGAUAUUGGAGAUGAUUUCUUCAGUGACAUCACGGUAUUUGCUAAUAACGCUGCAUAUAGCUCUCCGGAUGCUGUCGAGUGUCAACUUACAAGGAGUACAGGACGAGAAGAGCACAUGUAACUUCACUUCAAUAGAAGAUUCUUGUCCACAGUCUGACUCCAGUAUUACCACAGAUGAGUUGUAUCAAGAAGCUACAGAAAUCUCAGAAUGCAUAAACAGACAAGAGCAUACACAGAUAACUCAAAACGAAGUAAAUAUGUUUGGAUCUCUGAAGUGCCUGAUCAGAGACAUUCAAAUGAACACUGAGAAUCUGACAGGGAAAUUUACAAAACUUAAUAAAAUAUUUCUAAAUGCAGAGUUGGAAAUAUCAAAUCAUAGCCAGAAGAGGCUUCAGCAAAUUAAAUGUUUUUAUUGUGUCAUUUAUGAACUGAAUUUUCUUUUAAAUUCCUAUUACUACUUAAAUACGUUAAAUUAUGAAAUAACUCGAAAACUUUUUAAUUUGCUUGUGUAUGUACAAAUAUCUGAAAAUGUGGCAAGUGUUAUGGAUAACAACUUAUUUGAAGCAGAAGCAUGGGAAGAUGUCUUUAUUAUUUUGACAAAUAAUACAUUUGAUUCAAAUGAGAUACGAACACAAGUUGAGAGAGUAACAAAUUAUAAGACAGCAGAAAAGAAAAUGGAAGUGAGUCGGGUAAAGCACUGUGGGUUUGGUAGCAAGUGCUUGCUGAGACCGAUACUGUGGAUCCUGUAUAUCAUUGCAGUUACUGCAAAUGGCCUUUUAAUAUUCAUUUUCAUUCGUCAUUGCGAGAUGAGGUCAGAAAGGAACAUAAUAAUACUUAACCUGGCAGUUGCUGAUAUUCUGGCAGUAUUGUGCAACGCGUUCUUCCAAAUUCUUUUCAUUUGCGGAAGAACAUUUGAGAGUGUGAAGAUAUAUUUCCGGAUAAUUGACUUAUCACUUGAAGUCACAACAGGCGUGUGUAUAUAUUCCAUUGUCGUUCUAAGUGUUCAGAGGUAUUUUGCAGUAUGUCCUACUCACAAGUGCAGUAAAUGCGGUCUCGCAAGGCGUUUUAACUCUAAAUUGUUCGUGUGUGUUUUGUGGGUCGCCGGUUGCGUGCCUCAAAUUAUACAAGUGACUUCUUACAUCAGUAUUCGCGCUUGGGCUAUGCGUAAUUUGAUUUUGUACUGUGUGAUACCAGUUAUUGCUAUGGCAACAUUCUACUUCAUGACGUCCUGGCGAUUGAGGCAAAGUGUGCUGAAGAUGCCGGGUGAGGCGACAUCUCAGGAAACAAUCCGACACGCCCGUGUGAGGAGUUCCAAUGUCCUCAUCUCCUUGAUUGCGGUGUUUUUUGUCAGUUACACCCCAAUACAGUUGUUCAGAUUUAUAGAAUUGUGGUUUUAUGGUGGAGGUUACCUCUUCGAUUAUGUUGACUUGAUAGCUUUCUCAAUGCUGUCUCUCAACUCUUGCUUCAACCCUGUGGCUUUGUACGUUGCCAGUGGAUCUUUCAGAAAGUAUUUUAACAGGUAUCUUUAUUAUAGCUGGAAGAAUCAUGAAGUCAGUCCAACCAGUUCAAAAACAAGCGUUCAGAAUAUUAAUGAGACAUGUGUAUUACAUUUUUAAAGCCUCAGAAUCUUGAUAGUGUGUUUAAAGCUACAAUAACUGUACAUUUGAAAAUGCAUGUAGUUAAAAUAAAUACAAACUUCACAAAA